Molecule: messenger RNA, 2912 nt
Organism: Salvelinus namaycush (lake trout)
Lineage: Eukaryota; Metazoa; Chordata; Actinopteri; Salmoniformes; Salmonidae
Gene: wdr53
Product: WD repeat domain 53
Exons: 3
Coding region: 87-1268 (393 amino acids)
Molecular function (GO): protein binding
Source: RefSeq, a predicted model, not a curated record
CCUCUGAUGUCAUCGAUGUGCGACUUUACAAGUAGUUUUCGAACAGGGGAAGCUAACGUUCGUAUGAAAGGUAUGCCAAUGUGAUCAUGGCCAGCAGGCAGUGGUGUGAGGGUCACUCCACCCCAGUGCUGUGUGUGGGGGCCUCUGGGGGUCCGGAGGGUCUCCUAGCCUCUGGCUCAGAGGAGGGUGAGGUAACAGUGUGGAACCAGGAGGGAACAGUGUUAGCUAGUCUCCGUCUGCCCAGCGGGGAUGAUGUGACCAGCGCUGUGUUCUCGCCGGCGGCUCCAGGCCUGUUGUAUGUGUCCCACGGAGAGAUGGUGAGCGUACUGGACCCUAGGAGCCUGAAGGGGGCGGUAGAGGAGCUGCAGGGUGCGGGAGAGGAGGAGAUCAACUCUCUGGCUCUGAAUGAGACAGGCUCAGCUCUGGCCGUGGCUGAUGACUCAGGAGUGGUGAGGGUGCUAGAGCUGCCGGGGGGCAAAGUAAACAGGACGCUCCGCAGACACACCAACAUCGUCUCAUCUGUGGCUUUCCGCCCUCUCAGGCCCAACAACUUGGUCUCAGCCGGGCUCGACAUGCAGGUGAUGUUGUGGGGCUUACAGAAGACCCGCCCCGUCUGGACCCUCAACCUGCAGGAAGUGGCUGAGGAAGAGGAGGGCCAUCAGCAGAAGGCCGGUCAGCUCUUCAACCCACCUCUGGCCCACUGCGUCUCUGUAGCAACCUGCGGGAAUGUUUUGGCCUGCGCCGCCGAGGACGGACGUGUGCACCUGAUGCGGGUCGGCAGUGGCUCCAAACUGGACCAGCAGGGGGCCAUCAAGGCCCACAGCCAGGGAGCCUCACAGGCCCACUUCCUUAGCUUCUUACCCCACCCAUACUGGCUGGCCACUGGGGGCAACGACGGCAUGGUGGCCCUCUGGGACCUCAGUCAGAACCCGGUAGUUACUGUUGAGGAUCAGGGCAAGCCACAAGCAGCACCAGCCCACCGCAGGAGACCCAAGGCCAGGGCUAAAGCCAAACUCCAGUCCCAGGCCAAGCCCCAGCAGGCAAAAGAGGAGACUAAGAAGGAGAGGGAGGAGGAAGAGGUGGAGGAGGGCAGCAGAGUGGAUCAGUCACCAGGCACAGAGGAGGCCCUGAAGUCAGGACCUAAACUCAGCUUCAGCCAUGGGGACAAGGUGAACUGGGUGUGUCCCACUCUGCUGAGAGGGGAGCCCAGCCUUGUGGUGGCUGACCAGAGCCCUAACCUGUCUGUCUACUCUCUGGCUGGUCUAUAGACCUAACCUGUCUGUCUACUCUCUGGCUGGUCUAUAGCCCUAACCUGUCUGUCUACUCUCUGGCUGGUCUAUAGACCUAACCUGUCUGUCUACUCUCUGGCUGGUCUAUAGACCUAACCUGUCUGUCUACUCUCUGGCUGGUCUAUAGACCUAACCUGUCUGUCUACUGUCUGGCUGGUCUAUAGACCUAACCUGUCUGUCUACUGUCUGGCUGGUCUAUAGACCUAACCUGUCUGUCUACUCUCUGGCUGGUCUAUAGACCUAACCUGUCUGUCUACUCUCUGGCUGGUCUAUAGAACUAACCUGUCUGUCUACUCUCUGGCUGGUCUAUAGACCUAACCUGUCUGUCUACUCUCUGGCUGGUCUAUAGACCUAACCUGUCUGUCUACUGUCUGGCUGGUCUAUAGACCUAACCUGUCUGUCUACUCUCUGGCUGGUCUAUAGACCUAACCUGUCUGUCUACUCUCUGGCUGGUCUAUAGACCUAACCUGUCUGUCUACUCUGGCUGGUCUAUAGACCUAACCUGUCUGUCUACUCUCUGGCUGGUCUAUAGACCUAACCUGUCUGUCUACUCUGGCUGGUCUAUAGACCUAACCUGUCUGUCUACUCUCUGGCUGGUCUAUAGACCUAACCUGUCUGUCUACUCUCUGGCUGGUCUAUAGACCUAACCUGUCUGUCUACUCUCUGGCUGGUCUAUAGACCUAACCUGUCUGUCUACUCUCUGGCUGGUCUAUAGAACUAACCUGUCUGUCUACUCUCUGGCUGGUCUAUAGACCUAACCUGUCUGUCUACUGUCUGGCUGGUCUAUAGACCUAACCUGUCUGUCUACUCUUUGGCUGUAGCAAUAUACAGACUGUCUUACCUUGUAUUACUUAGUAGUUUAAGGGGCCCUCCUUCCUCUGAGUUUUGCUCACUGAGCGAUAGUAUCAUCAGCCUGUCUGUGUAAUAAGACUGGCAGACAGAACCUUCUUUAACCAGAGGCAUCCACCUAAAGGAGGACUGAACAACAUCUUUAUCAGCAGGGUUCUCCCCUUCAAAAAGACUGAACCACUGACCAUCUGAUAGGACUGUACCAUGACAAACCAGGGGGGUGAAGACCGGACCAUCUGAUAGGACUGUACCAUGACAAACCAGGGGGGUGAAGACCGGACCAUCUGAUAGGACUGUACCAUGACAAACCAGGGGGGUGAAGACCGGACCAUCUGAUAGGACUGUACCAUGACAAACCAGAGGGGUGAAGACAGGUCCAUCUGAUAGGACUGUACCAUGACAAACCAGAGGGGUGAAGACAGGUCCAUCUGAUAGGACUGUACCAUGACAAACCAGAGGGGUGAAGACAGGUCCAUCUGAUAGGACUGCACCAUGACAAACCAGAGGGGUGAAGACAGGUCCAUCUGAUAGGACCGCACCAUGACAAACUAUAUUGUAAAACUAUAUUGGUUGGUGUGACAGGAUGUUUGUCAUCAGUUUUACUACAAUGGAGCUUUAUUACAAAUGUGCUGAGUGGAGUUUUUCCUUUCCUGAAUGUAUAUAUGCAUGUAGACUGUAUAUACAGCAGUAUGUGGACAGCCCUUCACAUUAGUGGAUUUGGCUAUUUCAGCCACACCCGUUGCUGACAGGUGUAUUAAAUUCGAGCACACAGCC